Messenger RNA from Aspergillus tanneri, 1068 nucleotides. RefSeq names its product S-adenosylmethionine:tRNA ribosyltransferase-isomerase. Lineage: Eukaryota; Fungi; Ascomycota; Eurotiomycetes; Eurotiales; Aspergillaceae. The coding region runs from base 1 to 1068 and encodes 355 amino acids. The record is from RefSeq and is a predicted model, not a curated record. Gene Ontology annotation, biological process: tRNA queuosine(34) biosynthetic process; tRNA wobble guanine modification. Gene Ontology annotation, molecular function: S-adenosylmethionine:tRNA ribosyltransferase-isomerase activity. The transcript has a single exon.
AUGAAGACCAAAGAGUUUGAUUUUAAACAAGAUGCAGGGGAUAUGCCCCACGAUCCUGUUGAGUUGCGCGGCAAGGAUCGCGACAGCGGAAGAAUGAUCGUGCUCGAUCGCUCCGCAGCGAAGAUCGAUCACACGGUGUUCUCAUCUAUCUGUGAUUAUUUUCGUCCGGGCGAUCUUCUAGUGUUGAAUGACAGCUACAUGCUGUCCAACACCUUGUGGUUUCAACAUGGCGAUAAGUCUGUGCAGCUAACCGUGUACGGUCACGAGGCCGACGCCACAACUAUUAUCGAAAUCAAAUCUCAGCAUCAGUCGGAAAAGCCGGGACUCGUCUUGACAUCAGUGAACGAUGACCGGCUUACCUGUACCCUUCUCGAAGCGCAGCCCGACCGACUCUGGAAGGCGAAGUUCGAGCCCUCCGAGCUAUUAGUGCCGACGCUGGAUCGAUACGGACAGCGUUUAGACCAGAGUAUCCACCUCAAUCCAACAUACUGGAAAACGGUGCCCCAGGCCUACCGCUCCGUCUAUGCCAAGUCACCUGGCUCGCUAGAGAUUCCGUCGGCUGGGCUUCACUUCUCUAAGGAACUGUUAGCUCGGAUUGCCGCCAAGGGGGUUGAGAUCGCAUAUAUCACACUGCAUGUCGGAGCGACUGAGAUUCUCGCAGUUCGCCAUAUUAGCGAGGAAGAGGUCGAGAAUCACAAAGUGAAAUCCGAGUACUUCGAGGUGGGAGACGAGACCGCUGCACAGAUCAAUCGGGCUCAGGAGGAUGGCCGCCGUAUCAUUGCCGUUGGGACAACUGUCAUGCGAACUCUCGAGACACUUGCGGCCGACAAGGACCCUCAAGCCCCCGUGCAGGCGCAAGCGUCGUGGACUGAUCUCUAUAUUUAUCCUGGGUUCAAGUUCAAGAUGGUAGAUGGGCUGCUGACGAAUCUCCACCGGCCGCGGUCCAGCCACAUCGUACUUACCGCGGCAUUUGGGGGCAAGGAACUUGUUAUGCGCAGCUACGCGGAGAUUACUGAAAGGGGAGGAUACGAGUUCGACAUGUUCGGUGACAGCAUGUUUCUCCUGUAG